CAGCACAUCAGAAACACAGCUGUACGGAUAUCCAACUCUGCGGUCAAAUAUGUCAGCUCACACCAGCGUUCUUCUUCUCAUCACUCUUUGGGCUUCUAUCGAGGAUGUACAAGUGAAAAGACAGUAGAAGCAGAGGCCACUGACAGUUGAUGUGAUGCUGUGUUUGGACACUGUCCCUGAGUGGCUCUCUGUCUUGCACUAGGUUUUGGUCUUCCGUUGAUGAAGCAGCUGGAAGUUCAGGCCGAUGACGGUGUCCCAACACAGAGAGUGAGGACCAAGCGCUGCUCCUGCAGCAGCCCACUGGAUUCUGAGUGCCACUACUUCUGCCACCUGGAUAUCAUCUGGGUCAACACACCCAGUAAGACAACAGUUUAUGGUCUGGGCAGGGCUCUGUCUCGACGCAGAAGGUCGACCGGACGCUGCACCUGUGCUGGCCCUGAUGAUCAAACCUGCAGAAACUUCUGCCAUCACAGCAGUCCUGAAAUAACAUCCACAAAAAGAUCUGGAAAGAGACAUCAACUCAAUAUGCUGAACAUCCUCAGAGCUGCAGCCAGCAGGUCAAAGAGAGCCCAGGAUUCAGCUGAUUCUGACAAAGAUGAGUCCUCUCGGAGGAUGAACACUGGCUAAACAAUGUGCCAGCUGAGGCAGAGAGAGAGAGAGAGAGAUAGAAAGAGAGUAGCGAGCACCUGAACAAAUGACACUCCUUUGAUGGGAGGACAAAGGGCUGCUGAAAGAUGGUGUCCAACGCAGGACGGCCCGAAGUGCCACAAAUAUGUCUGUUUGUACCCGGGAAAAGAGGGUGGAAAACAUGACAGGGUUCUACAAACACAUCAUGGAAACAGAUGAGGAGGAUCAGCUACUAUCCUAAUAAUAUGAGAUAGCGCUGUGCCAGUGGUCAUGUUUGACUUUGUCUGUUUAUCACCGUACGGACAGGCCAGCACUGACAUUAAAGGAUGUAAUUCUACAUCAUAGUUCGGGGAAUUUCUCACAUACAUGCUGUUAGUCAUUCUUUUGUAUAUGCAUUUAUAUCUUUUCAUUUUACAAUAUUUUGUUACAUGUGACUUUGGGGGGAAAUGUUGGGGGGAAAAUUAUGUAGAAUACUAAACUUAGUAUGUGGAAAUUAGUUGAAUUGAAUCAAACCUGUAUCAUUCAUAAAAUCUGUAUAAACAGUAUGUUUGAGAUACAUACAAAUAACUAAAUGUA
Molecule: messenger RNA, 1203 nt
Organism: Eleginops maclovinus (Patagonian blennie)
Lineage: Eukaryota; Metazoa; Chordata; Actinopteri; Perciformes; Eleginopidae
Product: endothelin-2
Exons: 5
Coding region: 220-627 (135 amino acids)
Biological process (GO): regulation of systemic arterial blood pressure by endothelin; vein smooth muscle contraction; intracellular calcium ion homeostasis
Cellular component (GO): extracellular region
Molecular function (GO): endothelin B receptor binding; hormone activity
Source: RefSeq, a predicted model, not a curated record